AAGCCAUGUGGGGAUAUUGUCUUCUCCCCUGUCCCAUCUUGCCGUCCAAAAGCUACGUAUACAGGCGACACAGGAGCUAAGUGCCGGGGCCGAAUAGCAGCAUCAGACUGGGAUUUGAAACAACAACCUUCUGGUCGUGAGAACAGAGUCCCAACCUGCUGGACCACCACACCGUCCAAAUCAGCCAAGACUGAUCACUGUGAACUGAUUACACAACAGCCUGCACAAAGCCCUCGCUCAGGACUCCUGGUCCACACCGCUCUCUCUCUCUCUCUCUCUCUCUCUCUCUCUCUUUUCCCUCUGUGUUGUUCCACUUUUCCAUCUUACGACAAGGAGUGAUGUGAGGAUUUCAAACAUUUCAAAAGGCAUGACAGGAAACAGAGGAGAGGGUGAGAUGCGGGACGACUGACACGAGAGGAAAGAAAGAGACUCGCCGACAGGAAGCAAUAAAACAAGACAAGUAAGCGGGACAUCUGUGCUCUGUGGUAGACGUCCCUGGCAUGAAUCUCAACGACACCUGCCCAAUGCUGAAGUCCAUGAGGAACAGCUCCCACUCAAACAGGAGCAACCACGCCGACAUGGCGGUGGUGGCCUUACACGGGAUCUUCUCCACCAUGGGCAUCCUGGAAAAUGCUCUCAUCCUGUGGGUGGUGGGCUUCCGGGUCCGCCGCACCGUGGCGGCCGUGUGGGUGUUGAACCUGGCGCUGUCGGACUUCCUGGGAGUGCUGACGCUGCCGCUCUUCACCUACUACCUGUCCUCGUCUCACAGCUGGGAGCUGGGCGCGCCGCUCUGCAUCGCCCAGUCGGGCCUCUUCUUCCUCAACAUGUUUGUCAGCGCCUUCCUGCUGGCCACCAUCAGCCUGGACCGCUGCCUGCUAGUGAUGCAGCCCAUCUGGAGUAAGACCCACCGUUCGGUGGCCAUGGCCAGGAAGAUCUGCGCCCUGGGCUGGCUCUGGGCGGGCAUCAACACCAUACCCUAUGUGCUCUUCCGUGCCGUCAUUCCUACGACGGAUAAUCGGCUUCUCUGCUACCAUGACUUCGCCCGUUUCCCUACAGCCGCAACCCUAGACCAUGACUGCCGAGUCCGGCAGGAGGCCACGGCCCUGAGCAAGUUUCUUCUGGCGUUCCUCAUCCCGCUGAUCAUCAUUGCCAGCAGCUACGCCUGUGUGAGCUGGAAGCUGAGGCAGAGACACUUGCAGAGGCAGAACAGCCUCUUCACCAACAGGAGGAUCUACUGCAACAGCACCUCCAGCACUCUCUCCCCCAGGUUCUCCAAGAUGGUGAUGGCAGUGAUCGCCGUCUUCAUCUUCACCUGGUCCCCCUACCACAUCUUCUGCCUCCUCGAGAUAUCCUCUGCCUCCGCCAAUCCUCUGUCCGACGUCCAGAAGGUGGUGGAGGUGGGUCUCCCAAUAGCCGCCACCUUCUCCUUCCUAAACGCCACCCUCAACCCCUUCCUCUACGCGUUUAGCUGUCCGGAUUUCUGUGAAAGGAUUCGGGAAAGUAUGGGGGCCGUCUUGGAGGGUCUUCUGGCGGAGGGUGAGGACACAGGGUCGGCCAGAUUGCAGUUUAAUGGUAUUAGAAGGUCAGUCAUUGAAAAAGCCAGAAAUAUAGACAAUAAUAGCAAAACAGAGAUAGAAAGUUAAUGGCCCAGCAUGUGGGGCUAAAACUGAGUUGUGUUGCUUCAUUCCAACAUAUAAUCCCGCUUUAAUGAUCCACAGGUAAAUAAAUCCUUAGCCUUCGAACAUGAGAGAUAAUUUAAACACAAAAGAAACUGGAAGAAGAUGACUUAGAUCAUAUUUAGCCUGAAGCUAAUUAAUUAAAUCCCACAUUUAUUGAAUACAACAUGAGCAUUCCCUGUUUACAUAGCACAUUUGUCAUUGUAAUUGUAGAUCUAUCAUUCAUAUUGGAUUGUCAUUCAUAAUGAGAAUUAUUGUUUUGUAUAGAAGGUAUUUAUAUGAAUAUGCAUGUAAUUUCUCUUUGUGAAACUGUGGCAGUCAGCAGAAGCAAACAUACAUUAUCACCAUUAAAAUCCAUAUGGUACAUUUGAUAAAUAAACCUAUACUGUAUAUCAUUCUUUA
Messenger RNA from Paramormyrops kingsleyae, 2078 nucleotides. RefSeq names its product prostaglandin D2 receptor 2-like. Lineage: Eukaryota; Metazoa; Chordata; Actinopteri; Osteoglossiformes; Mormyridae. Gene Ontology annotation, molecular function: complement receptor activity; G protein-coupled receptor activity. The record is from RefSeq and is a predicted model, not a curated record. Gene Ontology annotation, cellular component: plasma membrane. Gene Ontology annotation, biological process: inflammatory response; positive regulation of cytosolic calcium ion concentration; phospholipase C-activating G protein-coupled receptor signaling pathway.